AUGGCGCCCGCUAAGGCCAAGGGCCAGAAGAUGAGCAUGGUGGAGUUCCUGGCAGUCGACAAGCCCUCUGGUGAUUUCAGCUGGGCCGAUGAGUCUGAGGAGGCUGGCCUCGAGCAACCCAACGUGCCCGCUGAGAGAAGGGACACUCGCCCGUCCUAUGGCGGCUAUGGGAACGGUGGCAUGGACCGUGAGGCCCGUGGUGGAUUUGAGAGCCGUGGUUACGAAACCCGUGGCGGAUACGCCGUUCGCGAGCCCCUCGACCUUCCCACCGAGCCCCCGUUCACUGCUCACAUCGGAAACCUGUCCUUCGAAGCCACUGCUGCCGACGUUACCGACCUCUUUGCCGAAUGUGGUGUGACCAAUGUCCGAAUUGUGGAAGAUAGACAGACCAACACCCCCAAGGGUUUUGGCUACAUUGAGUUCGAGACCGUUGCCGGUCUGCAAAAGGCCCUUGACCUGUCUGGCACUACUCUGAUGGGUCGUACUAUCCGUACCAGCGUCGCCGAUCCUCCCAAGGAGACCCGCGCUGACCCCCGCGAAAUGGACUGGACCCGCCGCGGCCCUCUUCCCCCCGCCCCCUCCGAGCGCCGUGUCCCUGACCGUGCUAGCUUCGGUCGCAACAUGGAUGCUGCCUCUGACGCCGGCAGUGAGCGUGGUGGCCGCCGCAGCAACUUCGAGUCCGAUGGAAAGUUCCGCGACUUCGGCAACUGGGAGCGCAAGGGCCCUCUUUCUCCCCCGGCUGGUGCUGGUUUCCGCGAGGGUGGCCGUCCUCGCAACAACGAUGGCCCCGCGCCUGCCUGGGGUGAAGGUCGCUCGCAGGAUGGUUCCCGACCCCCGCGCCCUGAUCGCCCUGAGCGCCCUGAGCGGGCCCCCACCGCUGCCGAGAUGGACAACCAGUGGCGCACCAAGAUGCGCCCCGAUGCCGCCCAGAAGGAGCCUACCUCUCCCGUCGCUCCCGCUUCUCGUCCCAGACUGAACCUGCAGAAGCGCACCGUCUCCGAGGCCGUUCCCACACCCGCCGCCGGCGCUGGCGAUUCCAAGGCCAGCCCCUUCGGUGCCGCUCGCCCCAUCGACACUGCCACCCGUGAGCGUGAAGUGGAGGAGCGCCGCCAGGUUGCUCUUCGCCAGAAGAAGGAGACCGAGGACAAGGCCAAGGCCGAGAAAGCCGAGAAGCAAAAGAAGGAGCCCAAGCCGGGCAUGGAUUCCAACAAGGACGCCAUUGAGCCCCCCAAGGGUGGCGGUAACUUUGAGAUCCUCCGGCGGGCCGGUGAGGACGAGAGCAACAUGACCGCUGAUAAGGAGGCCGAGGAGACGACUGCCCCGGCCGCUGCUGCUGCUGAGGAGACCCCCAAGGAGGCCGCCUCCAACGGCAGCUGGCGAGCCGCCGAGACCCCCGCUGAUGAUAAUGACGGAUGGAGCACUGUUGACACGACCAAGAAGCGUGGCCGCCGUGGUGGCCGUUUCUAA
This is a messenger RNA of Penicillium cataractarum, 1467 nucleotides long. RefSeq names its product translation initiation factor 4B. The record is from RefSeq and is a predicted model, not a curated record. Bases 1 to 1467 code for a protein of 488 amino acids. The transcript is spliced from 7 exons. Gene Ontology annotation, molecular function: RNA binding. NCBI's taxonomy places the organism in Eukaryota, Fungi, Ascomycota, Eurotiomycetes, Eurotiales, Aspergillaceae.